Molecule: messenger RNA, 1485 nt
Organism: Plectropomus leopardus (leopard coralgrouper)
Lineage: Eukaryota; Metazoa; Chordata; Actinopteri; Perciformes; Serranidae
Source: RefSeq, a predicted model, not a curated record
AUGGAUGGUGCAUCAGGAAAACUGCAGUACUGGAGGCUUUAUCUGCUGUCGCUGGUGCUGGGAAUCGGGGGGUCGUUUCAGUAUGGGAUUCAAGUUUCUGUCAUCGCUUCUCCAGCAGUGCAUGUUCAGAGUUUCGUGAAUCACACCUGGUUGUUGAGGUACGGAGCUCCUGUGGACGACUCCACCAACCAGCUUAUCUGGUCCUUCAUCGUGGCUGUGCUGAGUCUUGGAGCCUGGGCCGGGGCCAUUCACAGCGGCAGCCUUCCUGUCACUUACGGCCGGAAAAAAGCUCUUUUGAUCAACAAUGUUGUGGCUGUUGUCGCUGCUCUUCUCAUGGUCUUCAGUCGCAUGGCCGAGUCUUUUGAGAUGAUUCUGCUGGGAAGAUUUCUCUAUGGAUACUCCACAGGUCUUGGCUUGAGUGUACACCUCAUGUAUCUCGGGGAGAGUUCUCCAAAGAAACUCAGAGGGUUUAUGACUCUCACAGGCUCGAUCUUCAUCGGAUUUGGAAAAAUCAUGGGCCAAAUAAUUGGCAUCAAGGAGAUGAUGGGCACAGAGGACAUGUGGCCGUAUCUCUUAGCUGUUAGUGGUGUUCCUGCCAUCCUGCAGUUUGUGACGCUGCUUUUCUUCCCCGAGGCACCUCGAUACCUUUACAUUGACAAAGGAGACACUGAAGGCAGCAAAAAAGCCUUGCAGUGGCUGUGGCAGGAGGAAAACGUGAAGCUGGAGCUGGACGACAUGCAGAAAGAGAGAGAGAGCUCUCAGGGAGAGAAGGCCAAGACUGUAAAGGACGUCCUCUGCUCUCGCUGUGUGAGAUGGCAGCUGCUGACUCUGGUCAUCCCCUGUGCUGGAGUUCAGUUCUGUGGCAUCAACGCUCUGUAUUUCUACGCCUUUGACAUCUUCCGUGAAUCAGGAGUGCCAGAGGACCAGAUGCAUUACUUGGCUAUUGGUCUUGGAGCAACAGAGCUCAUCACCGUGUCACUGUGUUCGUUCUUGAUAGAUCGCGCCGGCAGAAAGAAGCUGAUGGGUUACGGCUAUCUAAUGAUGGGUGUCACCAUGAUCGUACUUACUGUCAUGCUGUCCAUCAAGAAUCUGAAUCCAUGGAUCCCGUAUGUGAACAUCGCCCUGAUCUUUUGUAUCAUCUGCAUCUAUGGACUUGGCCCUUCUGGAGUGUCCAUGGCUCUCCCUGCUGACCUCUUCCUACAAGCCUGGCGUCCGUCUGCGUAUGUGAUCAGUGGGACAGUAAACUGGCUCAGCAUGUUCCUCGUGGGGAUGUUGUUUGGCUAUAUAGUGGAAGGACUCGGGCAGUUCUGCUUCCUGAUUUUCGUCGCUUACAGCAUUUUCAGUGCAGGAUUUCUGCUAUAUUUUAUCCCAGAGACUAAAGGGAAGACAAUGGUAGAGAUUAUGGAGAGCUUCAACAAACUGAACUACAAGAACAGGGACGCUGACAUGGAAAGGACUGACAUUGAUCUUGCAACUAAAUUUUAA